AUGUUUUCAAAUAGUAGAUCAUCAUUAUUAUUACCGAACAAUAAUGAUCACAGCAAUCAAUAUCGAGGUCCUGCGUAUAGUGAUGAUCGUUUACUCGUUCCUCCUUGUUCUUACGUACAUUAUAAAUCCGAACCUAAUGUUGCAUUAUAUUUUGACAAUCAAGCAGAACAACGGCGUCUUUCUGAUGGUCCGUAUCCUGCAUCAGCCCGCCGUCCAUAUACCUAUCGUUAUUAUCAUCAUCCAGGUGAGCCUAUUGGCAAUGAACCGUGCAUGUUAAAACGAAAAAAUUCUUCGUUCAACAUAAUUUUGGAUUCAACAAGCUCAAUGAUGCGUACAGCAUCGUCGACUGUUCAAUGUUUUAUUGGAUCAGCUCGUCGUGCAUCGCAUUGUGGUCAACCCGAUCCAAGUGUACAACUUGCACCAAAUGGUGUCAGUGGUUCACUUUAUUUACGUUCGGCCACAGCUAAUUCAAAUGAAUCAUCGUUAUCAAGUUCAUCUUAUGAUGAACAAAAACGUCAAGUCACCAUUUACGAUGGUCGCAUUCCAACAACACCAUUUCCACCUAAGAUUCCUUUUGAACUCAUGACACCAUUUGAUGUAAUAACUAAAUCGAUCGAUGAUCCACUCGAAUCAUUUGUUCAAAUCGUACUAGAGAAGCCAGACGAUAGGCCACCAAUAAUUCCACCUAUGCUACCAUCACCGACACAUAUGAAUUCAUCAGGUCGACUUCGACGUCGCAGUAGUUCUCCUCGCUUGGAAGUAACUCAACCACGGCCACCAAAGUCAAUUGAAAAUACUUCGUUACCAAAAUUAACACAACAUCAAUUCAUGCCCGUGAAAGAUUUAAUUAAUUCAAACGAAUCACACUGUCAAACAUCUGAUGUUAUUGAACCAAUGGAUUUUUCAUUUUUGGAGCCGGUGCUACGAGGCGAAAGUGCUGCUCCACCACCACCUAUGCGAAAGCAGUCACUUUUGUUAUUAAAUAAAAAGCCCAUUAAUUCACGAAUUUCUCUUCAAAAUAGUUCGGCAACAGAAGAUUCAGCUAUCGAUCUAAAUUUAUACCACCGUUCUUCAUAUCCACCAAAUCAUGCAACAACUAUUCAAGAUGAUUUAACAUCACCUGAAUCUUCAUCUGGUGAUAAUCAUAAUUAUUAUCUUCCACAUUGUCGUCGCUCACAUAUAACACCAUUUACGGGAUAG
Rotaria socialis is the source of this 1200-nucleotide messenger RNA. The record is from the annotation of a GenBank genome assembly. Lineage: Eukaryota; Metazoa; Rotifera; Eurotatoria; Philodinida; Philodinidae.